Molecule: messenger RNA, 2013 nt
Organism: Diaporthe amygdali
Lineage: Eukaryota; Fungi; Ascomycota; Sordariomycetes; Diaporthales; Diaporthaceae
Exons: 4
Coding region: 1-2013 (670 amino acids)
Source: RefSeq, a predicted model, not a curated record
AUGUCGUCCAACAGCAGCAAAUGGAGGAAAGCUCUGCUUCCUGCCCUUGGAAACCGUGGCAGAGUGCAUGACCCUACCAACCGCCUCCCCGCUUCUCGAACAGCCUCCGAUAUCAGUGUCACAGUUGCAAUUCUGCAGCACGAUGACGGACCUCCUCCUGGCUCUAUCGACGACGAGGUUGAUGAGAGAAUCAUCAGCGAUUUGUUGGAGACCACUGAUGAGAUCGAGAAUGAGAACCAAUCUGCCGACACCAGAAAGACCAAGGGGCUUGCUCACAGCCAAACUGUGGGCUUGAUGCCGUGCACAGAAAUCUCAAGUGUCGCUGGAUCACCUGUCAAAGCCCACAACAAGGUCACCAAGCAUGCCACACCACCCCGGAUCUCAUCGAAGCGCAACCUCCAAACCGUCACCCGUGACUUUUCUAGGUCAUCGCCGAAGCGAAGCCCAGACGAUAUGGUUCGACCUUUGCCCAAAUUCCGCUCAUCAAAUCUUCUUGGCCGCGAGACCCGUCGAGUCGCGCAGUCCCCAUCGCUGUCUCCCGGAAAACUCCAGGCCCACUGUCGUGGCAAAACCACAGUCCGAAAGAGCGGAACUUAUGUCGAUAAGACCAACAGUCCGUUGGCAUCUGUUUUGGCUGUCUCGGAUGACCUGUAUGGAAGCGUCGCGGACUCCGCCGACUUUGCCGCCCCCGCGAAAAUGUCCCGUCUCAAGAAGAACAAGGUCUUUGCCAAAUUUGCAAGUGCACUUUCGGAGCAUUUCGGCAGACAGGGAAUCCGAAAAGAGGAAAAGACUCGCGAUGGUGCCACUAGAUUGCUAUCUGUGUCCAGCAACGAAGUCAUCAAGCCGAUCAAAGAUGGUCUGCCUCUAGGUGGACUGACACUGGCCCGGCUGCCUCUGCCCGAUCUUGAGGCUUCUUCCACAUCCACCAAUUGUCACUCGAACGAGGAUUGCAUUUCAGAAAUGCAGAAAGGUAGUACCGCUGCGGAGAAACCCCCAACGGAGCUCUCGAUGCCUCAAAAGCGGCUCACGAUGGUAGAAGGCAGUCCGCAUCUGGAAGACCCUUUCUCGGAGGAGUCUCCAAAGCAGUACUCAACCGAGUUUGAAGCUUGUCUAAAGACAGUCAAGACUGUCGAGGGAAUCAUGGAUACGAGCGACAACUCAAUUUUGAAGACGCCUCCGACUGGUUGCUCUACGCCCAGAGUUCGAAGUCAAGAUUCGAAUUCUAUCCAAUUUCCCUCGAAAGGCACCCAGAUAGUUGCGGAUUCUGCAACUGAGACGGUCGUGGUUUCUUCUGGAGGACCAGCGACAAGCCCUUGGAAACAACGCAAGUUUGCUAUCAUACGUGAUAGCCCAACCAAACCCGGCACUUCAAAUGGAGUUGAUCAAAAGCAGAUUGGUUCGGGAUCGCCCACGAAGAGUAUUGGUUCUUCCGAUACAACGAGACUGAGUUCCUUUCCCCCGGGAUCUACCAUUCGACACGUGCCACGGUCAAUGGGCCGUCUGGCUGGAGCCCCCGAUUUGUCAAUGUCAGCAGCGGCCCGGCGAAAAUCGCCAAGGGUUGGACGGAAGAAGCACCCAUCUCCCAGCAAGGGAGAUCUUGACCUGUAUGGCAAAUUCAUGGAGGAGAGCAUUGGCCUCGGUGUGUUCAAGGACACUGACGAGCUUGCCAUGAGCCCAAUCUCUACCUCGACGACUAAUAGCGGCGCUCUCACACCUCGCGAUAAGAACAAUCGGCUUCAAGGCUCGGCCGGCCGCAACACUGACUUUUGCAAGGAUCAUAACCACGACUCGGGCUCCGGUAUGGUCGCAAGAUCCCGGAGCCGUAUUCCUCAGCCAGUAAGCCAGCGUGCUCGCUCUCGCGCGGAGAAGGCUUUUGCUCGAGACUUCUUGCCUGUCAACCACGGCGACUCUACCACGGAGGAUGAGCUGCAGUGGAACUCUUCUGCCUAUAUUGUAGGCCGUGGGCGUGGUAGUCGUUGCGACCGUUGUGGCAGCGUGUCGGAGGGUUUGUAA